GUGGGCUCUGGAUGGAGCAGCAGGGGCAGCAUUAAAAGCAGCAGCAUCGGGGGGGGCGGAAAGGGAAAGCCCCCCUCUCCCGAAGAACGAAUCAGAGUGGUCGGUUUCGAGACCCGAGACGGCAGCAGCGCUUCCUCCUCCUCCUCCUCCUUUUCCCGGCGGAGGAGAGGAGCCCCGCCGCCGCCGCCGCCUUCCUCCUCCUCCUCCUCCUCCUCCUCGGCCUCUCUUUUGUUAUUGGAUGCGCGCCCUCUUCCUCCUCCUCCUCCUCCUCCUCCUCGCCUCCCUCUGUCUCUGCCUCCAGAGCCCUUCCGUGGACCGUCCCGCGCGCUUUGAGGUGGCUUUUCCCCGCGACGAGACCAUGAGCAGCAGUGUCGGCAUCCGGGCUCCCCUCCGCCUCCUUCUGCGCUCUCUCUCCGCGAUGAAAACGAUCCGGAUCGACUUCUAGGCAGCCCGCCCCAUCCCUCUCCGACCCCCGGAUUUCUCUGUGUCUCCCCUUCCCUUUCCCUCCCAAACCAUCCAGGCGGCAGGUUCGCCUUGGGCCCCGAUGCCUCCCUCCGGGAAUGUCCUUUGAGGCGCCGAAGGGGCCAGAGGCGUUGCAAGCGAGGCGGCAGAGGCGGCGGAGGCGGAGGCAGCAGCGGCUCUGACAAGAUGAUGCUGAGCCCGGACCAGGCCCUGGACUCGGACCACCCGUCCUCGGCGCCCUCGGACCCGGAGUCCCUGGAGGCCAAGGGCCUGAGGAGCUGCUGCGCCUCGGACUUGGAGGCGCUCGACGAGGGCGAGGGCCCCGGAGGGGGCGGAGGAGGCCGGCCGGGCCCCCAGCACCCUCCAGCGCCGCCCCUGCAGGCGCUGAGCCGCGAGGAGAAGCGCCGCCGCCGCCGGGCCACGGCCAAAUACCGCUCGGCCCACGCCACGCGCGAGCGCAUCCGCGUGGAGGCCUUCAACCUGGCUUUCGCCGAGCUGCGCAAGCUGCUCCCCACGCUCCCGCCAGACAAAAAGCUCUCCAAGAUCGAGAUCCUGCGCCUGGCCAUCUGCUACAUCUCCUAUCUCAACCACGUGCUCGACGUCUAGGGUCCCCGAGGGGGCGGCGCGCGCCAAAGGAGCCGGGGUGGGCGGGGUCUGCCUGCCUGCCAGC
Molecule: messenger RNA, 1132 nt
Organism: Anolis sagrei ordinatus
Lineage: Eukaryota; Metazoa; Chordata; Lepidosauria; Squamata; Anolidae
Gene: NHLH2
Product: nescient helix-loop-helix 2
Biological process (GO): regulation of transcription by RNA polymerase II
Molecular function (GO): DNA-binding transcription factor activity, RNA polymerase II-specific; protein dimerization activity; RNA polymerase II cis-regulatory region sequence-specific DNA binding
Source: RefSeq, a predicted model, not a curated record